AUGGCUUCAUCAAUACCCAAAGGUACAGCUACAGCUACAGCUACAGAAACGAGAACGAGAAAUGGGACGGAACGGGAAAGGGAAAGUAAAAGGGAAAGGGAAGAGAUAAUCACCGCGUGGCCGAGCUCGAAAGUGAAGAGCUUUGUGGCGAAUGAUGGGGUGGUGUUGAGGUAUUUCGAUUCGGAGGCUGGGGAUGCUGAUGAGGAGAGGAAUGAGGAGGGGAAGCCUUGGUUGGUUAUGAUCCACGGAUUCACAGGCAGCUCCCUCGUCUUCCAACGCAACAUCCCCUCCCUAACCCCACACUACCGCAUCAUCGCCCCAGACCUCCGCGGCCACGGCUCCAGCUCCAAACCCACCCACGGCUUCCACGUCAGCCGCCUCGCCACGGACCUCCACGAACUGAUCACCACCCUCUCCCCCUCCCUCUCCUCACAGCGCGCAUCCGGCCAGGAAACCCCACAACAAUGGCGCGCCAUAGGCGGUUCGCUAGGGUGCUCCAUCCUCUGGUGCUAUGCCUCGCUGUUCACCACUCAUCCUUUCUCGCAUAUGAUUUUCGUCGAUCAGUCACCACUGCAGAAUCGAGUGGGGGAUUGGGACCUAACGCAUUGUAAUCGCGGGAUGAAUUCCCUGUCUGCUCUUCUCGGUUUACAAUCUACUCUUGCGACUCAUCCGGAGACUGCGCAUAAAGGGACGAUACAAGCUUGUUUGGCGUACCGUGCGUUUCCUCUGGAUAGUGAUUUCCAGAGUGAGGAGGAGAGAAAGCAGGUUACGAGGGAGGAUGAGGAGUUCUUCCUUGGGGAGGCGAUGAAGGAGGGGCAGGAGUGGUAUGGGAAGUUGAUGGGGGAUCAUACGGCGUUGGAUUGGAGGGGGAGUAUUGCUGCUACUUUUGGGGCGGAGAGUAAGAGUCAGAGUCAGACGAAGGUUUUGGUCGUGGCGAGUGAGAGGAGUGGGUGUUUCCCUGCUGAAGGGCCGUUGUUUGUGGUGGGGUUGGUUAAUGGGGAUGUUGGGACUGGGAGGAGCGGAGAGGGGAGUUGUGUUGAGAAGAAAGAGGAGAAGAGAGCGAAGGGUGUGAGCGUGAAUUGGGGUGGGCAUUGGUGUUAUUGGGAGGAUCCGGAGAGGUUUAAUGGGCUUUGUUUGGACUUUUUGGCGGAUAGGGAGAUGGAUCAGAGCUUGGGACAGUGGGUUUGA
This is a messenger RNA of Cadophora gregata, 1188 nucleotides long. RefSeq lists its product as uncharacterized. Bases 1 to 1188 code for a protein of 395 amino acids. The record is from RefSeq and is a predicted model, not a curated record. The transcript has 2 exons. Lineage: Eukaryota; Fungi; Ascomycota; Leotiomycetes; Helotiales; Ploettnerulaceae.